This is a messenger RNA of Peronospora matthiolae, 195 nucleotides long. The record is from the annotation of a GenBank genome assembly. Lineage: Eukaryota; Oomycota; Peronosporomycetes; Peronosporales; Peronosporaceae.
AUGAAUCUGUUGCACGUGGUGACUCACCACGUGGACUGUUCGCAACAGGCACCGCCUGUUGCUGAAUCGCAACAGCAGGCGAAGCAUCACCUGCUGGUGAAGCAAGAGAGGAACUCUCUUCGGCUGCGCAUGCGUGAAACCGCUUUUCUUGCUGCUUUGGCAGCACAUCGCAUGUACUUUGACACCAUGCGAUGA